Micropterus dolomieu (smallmouth bass) is the source of this 1230-nucleotide messenger RNA. Its product is annotated as protein UXT-like. Lineage: Eukaryota; Metazoa; Chordata; Actinopteri; Centrarchiformes; Centrarchidae. The transcript is spliced from 4 exons. The record is from RefSeq and is a predicted model, not a curated record. The coding region runs from base 1 to 405 and encodes 134 amino acids. Gene Ontology annotation, molecular function: transcription corepressor activity. Gene Ontology annotation, biological process: negative regulation of transcription by RNA polymerase II.
AUGGUUUUCACAGGACAGAAACGUCAUGCGGGCAGGUUCAACACCUGGAUGCUGUUGGAGCAGCUCGCUAAUAAACGCUCGCACGUCUGUGUUCCUGCUGUAAUAAAACGGUCAACAACACGGAGCCUGUUGCUGUGGAAACUGAUGCUGAACAGAGGCAUGAAGAAGCUCGAGGACGCGUCCAGGAUCUUCGUGGCGGUCGGUUACGGUUUCUUCGUGGAGAUGACCCACGACGAAGCUCUGCGAUUCAUCGAGAAGAAGACGAGUCAGCUCACAGCCUUCACAGAGCAGCUCACCAAAGACGCAUCGAAGAUUAAAGCCAACAUCCGCAUGGUGCUGGAGGGUCUGAGGGAGCUGCAGGGCCUGACAGACCUCCCAGAGAGCCGAAGAAGAGAAGUUUUCUAGACUUCUCCACCUGUUGGACGAGCAGAGGAGCGUUCAGCUCAGAGCUGCGCACCGAGGUUCCACAUGGACGUUUAAUAAAACAUGGCUGCUGCAGUUUGUUCUGGAGUAGCACAUUAAAGCUUCUCUGAGCUCCUCGUUAGGUGGCGACAUCUGAACCCCGGUGAAUCUACAGGAUCUGGUCUGUAACAGACAUUCAGCAGGACAAAGAGUCGGAAAUCACACGUCGUCCAUCCAGAAUAAAAAAACAGAUAUCUGCUGCAGAGCUUCCCUGAGAAUCAUCAUGUUUUUAAGUUUUCUUUGGUCUCACAGUAAAACAAAAUGACCAACAUAUAAAUUAAAGUGAGUGACCAGAGCAGAUGAUGUUAAAGGCUCAUAUUCACGUUCAUACUGUUAUUUAGGGUUUCUACUAAAAAAUGUUUAAUGUUGACAUUAUUUUCUCAUCCUGGCUGUUGCUGGCGCAGCGCUAACGCGAUGCGGAGGUGUGGCCAGGCCUCACUGAUUGCUGUACAGAAACACAGCUUUCUAACUUUAUGCACUGAUUUCUGUGAAACUGGAUCAGAUUUUAUGGAGAGAAUAUUUUCUGUUUCUCCCUCUAAAGUCCUCCGGCUGCUCUGCCUCCACGCUCUCUGAUUUAUGGAGUUUGUUGAGAGAGAUUUUCAGUUGAUUCUGGUUUAUAAAUGUUGUGGUUUAAAUCUGGAUUAAUGUGUUUAAGCUUUGGACCUGUUGAAGCAGCAGAGCAGGACGCUGGUGUGAAGUUGUGUUGUUUUAUAAUCCUGAAAGUCAAACAAUUAAACCAAUUAUAUCAUAUUAAAAACUUAAACUAGA